Ilex paraguariensis (yerba mate) is the source of this 159-nucleotide messenger RNA. The record is from the annotation of a GenBank genome assembly. Lineage: Eukaryota; Viridiplantae; Streptophyta; Magnoliopsida; Aquifoliales; Aquifoliaceae.
AUGGGUGGGUGUAAAGAAUCGACAGAUACAUGCACCAACAAAACUUGCCGUGGCUAUGAAGUUGACAUUAUGCACUUCUCCAUUGGAAAUGCUAUUCCAGGUCGGCUGUAUGGAAAUAAUCUGAUAGACAACGUAGAUGGGAAUGGCGGUGAUAGGUAA